GAUCACAGCAGCAAAUUCCACGGCCUAACAGCACUCUUCACCACGCAAGUCCAGUUUGCGCCCCUCUGCAAAACUCAGCAGCUGAGACCAGACCCAUUAGGCACCUUCCACAUCUGCACUCAAUCCCCAUCGCUUUUUAUAAAAGUCGAGCCAAAAUCCUCCAUCGCAAACAUGGCGGCGGAGCAGAGAAAGCUCUUGGAGCAACUUAUGGGUGGCGGCAUCGCCGCACGCCCUGCCCAAGUCUCUCUCACCGACUCCAAGGUCUGCCGGUCCUACGUCGCCGGCACAUGCCCCCACGACCUCUUCACAAACACACGACAGGAUCUAGGCCCUUGCCCAAAAGUACACUCGGAGGCGCUCAAGGCGGAAUACGAGGCACUGCCGGAAAAGGAGCGACAAAAGAUGGGCUUUGAGUACGACUACAUGCGGGAUCUGCAAAAGUAUAUCGACGAGUGCAACAGGAGGAUAGACGCGGCUCAGAGGAGGUUGGAGAAGACCCCCGAUGAGAUUAGGCAAACAAAUGUGCUGCUACGAACGAUAUCCGAUCUUCAAAACUCGAUAAACUGCGGCCUGGUCGAGGUCGAAAUCCUAGGAGAGUCCGGCCAGGUCACGCUCGCGUUAGAUGAAUACGUGCGCGUGCGCCAAAACCAGGCCGCCAAAGCCGAGCGGGAAAAGGAGCUCCGCGCGCUUGCCGACACAGGGGGUCCCUCGGGUCACCAGAAGCUUCAGGUGUGCGACGUCUGCGGCGCGUACCUUUCGCGCCUGGACAACGACAGACGACUGGCAGACCACUUCUACGGCAAGAUGCACCUCGGCUACGCUCAGAUGCGGAAGACGUACGACGCCUUCCCCAAAGAGCUGCGGUCGAGGGGAGGAGGCGGUGGCAGGAUGCCGUUGGACGACCACGGCCAAUCAGGGCCUGGAGGUUAUGACGAUGGUUGGAAGGGCCCCAGAGGGCCACGGGCGGGAGGCUAUGGUGGCGGUGGCGGUGGGGGUCGCGGAGGUCGUGGGCGCAGGUGGUGAGGCACCUUGUAUGCCUUUUUAUUCCCAGUUCUACUGGUUGUAAUGGCGUUUAAUGGAACCAUGUGAUAUAGGCGUUAAGGAUUGGACAAGCGAUACCUAAGCUGAUUUGUUGUUUUGGGACAGAAUCCCAGGGGCACAUAUUUUCAUAAUAUUGAGCUUGGUAAGCCGCAAUAUGUUUUCACACGACUUUUAAACGGUGUUUAUCUGAUUAUGAUAUUUUUUCCCUUUUCC
Molecule: messenger RNA, 1254 nt
Organism: Pyricularia oryzae 70-15
Lineage: Eukaryota; Fungi; Ascomycota; Sordariomycetes; Magnaporthales; Pyriculariaceae
Exons: 3
Coding region: 172-1023 (283 amino acids)
Biological process (GO): mRNA splice site recognition
Cellular component (GO): U2-type prespliceosome; U1 snRNP
Molecular function (GO): mRNA binding
Source: RefSeq, a predicted model, not a curated record